AUGGAUCCAGUACUAGCAGAAACGGCACCUGCGCAGAUAGCAGCGUCAGCAGAACAACAAAAUGGCAAUGCAGCGGCUCCCGCCAAGCGCCACGAGGAAUAUCAGUACCUCGACCUGGUGGACGAGAUCCUCGAGACCGGUGAACAUCGCCCGGACAGGACAGGGACAGGAACCUACAGCAUUUUCGCCCCGCGUCCCUUGAAAUUCUCGCUGAAUUCCAAUGGAUCUCCUAUCCUCCCUCUUAUAACGACGAAGCGCGUGUUCCUGAAAGCUGUCGUCGCCGAGCUCCUGUGGUUCAUUGAGGGCAACACGUCGUCCCUUUCUCUAUCCGAUGCCGGCGUCAAGAUUUGGGACGGGAACGGAUCGCGCGAGUUCCUCGACUCCGUGGGACUCUCACAUCGCGAUGCCGGCGACCUGGGUCCCGUCUACGGUUUCCAAUGGCGCCAUUUCGGCGCGGAAUACAAAGACGCAAAAACAGAUUACACAGGGCAAGGCGUCGAUCAGCUGGCCGAAGUCAUACACAAACUAAAGAACAACCCCUAUGACCGCCGCAUCAUCAUGAGCGCCUGGAACCCGGCCGACUUGAAGAAGAUGGCCCUGCCGCCCUGUCACAUGUUCGCGCAGUUCUACGUGUCCUACCCGCGGAACUCGGGCAGCACAACAAACGGCACAAAUGGCGAGGCGAAGAAGCAGGGACAUCUGCAUUGUCUGCUCUACCAGCGCUCGUGCGAUAUGGGACUGGGCGUGCCGUUCAAUAUUGCCAGUUAUGCGCUGCUGACGCAUAUGAUCGCACAUGUUACAGACUUGGUGCCGGGGAGCUUGACACAUGUCAUGGGCGAUGCACAUGUCUAUGUUGAUCAUGUGGAUGCUCUAAAGGAACAAAUGACGAGACAACCGAGAGAAUUUCCGGGACUAGAGAUCAAGAGGGAAAAGAGCGGAAGCAUAGACGGAUGGAAAGCAGAGGACUUUGUGGUGAAAGACUAUAACCCGCACAAGUCUAUUGCUAUGAAGAUGAGUGUAUAA
Molecule: messenger RNA, 1023 nt
Organism: Truncatella angustata
Lineage: Eukaryota; Fungi; Ascomycota; Sordariomycetes; Amphisphaeriales; Sporocadaceae
Product: thymidylate synthase
Exons: 2
Coding region: 1-1023 (340 amino acids)
Biological process (GO): dTMP biosynthetic process
Cellular component (GO): cytosol; mitochondrion
Molecular function (GO): thymidylate synthase activity
Source: RefSeq, a predicted model, not a curated record